This is a messenger RNA of Trichosporon asahii var. asahii CBS 2479, 1392 nucleotides long. RefSeq lists its product as uncharacterized. The transcript has 2 exons. Gene Ontology annotation, molecular function: phosphatidylglycerophosphatase activity. The record is from RefSeq and is a predicted model, not a curated record. Lineage: Eukaryota; Fungi; Basidiomycota; Tremellomycetes; Trichosporonales; Trichosporonaceae. The coding region runs from base 1 to 1392 and encodes 463 amino acids.
AUGCCGCUCAAGCUCCCCGCGCCGAUACUCCACCUCGAGGCGUUCUUCCGCCCCUCCCUCCUGCGGCCGGACAUCAAGGCUCCCUCCGUUGACAAUGUCGACUGGCAGGGCCUGAGGCGCGCGGGCUGGAACGCCGUCGUGAUCGACAAGGACAACUGUCUGACGCUCCCCAAUGUCGACAAGAUCUGGCCCCCGUUCGCGCCCGGGUGGGAGAACUGCAAGCGCGCCUUCCCCGGACGGACACUGAUCGUGUCCAACUCGGCCGGAUCCUCGAAGGACAGAGGUGGCAUCGGUGCCGAGUCGCUUAGCAUGCAGCUGCAGGCUCCAGUCCUGGCUCACCGGCGACCAAAACCCGCCUGCGCCUCCGACAUCAUCGACUUCUUCAAGGGCCGCUUGCCCCUCCGGACGGGACGCGAGAUCAGCCCGGCAGUCCAGGCCGCGGCGAAGGAGGAGGACGCGGCGGAGCGGUUCCUGCUAGACCGGUGGCGGGGGGACGUCGAGCAUGGCCCGCUUUGCGGUGAGCUGCAACGACCAGUGAAGGAGGACGGAGACGAUCUCGAGGCGAAGAUGGUCGCGGCGCAGCAUGCCGGAUCGGGCCGGUAUAACAAGGAGCCAGAGCAGCCGGAGAAGGCGGAGGACCAGGCCGCUGCGAGCAGCCAGCGGGACGCGAAGCACUCAGCGCACGACAACGAGGUCGACAAGGCGGCGCAGCGCGAGGAGCGUGAGAAGACGCACAAGUUCCCAGCGACGGCUGAGGGUGAGGCGGAGCCGCUGCGCGUCCUCGUGGUCGGCGACCGGAAGUUUACCGACGUCCUCCUCUCCCGCCGCCUGGCCCUUUAUCCCGACGUUGUUGCGCUCAGCAUCCAGACGACCGACCUCCCGCAGCCCAAGGACGUCAAGCUUCUCCGAAAGCUCGAGGAUCGACUCGCCGGGCCAAAGGAGGACCCCGCCGGCGCCCCGUGGGAGGCAUACGUCCGUAUCGACCCGCCGCCGCCGCCUCCGCCGACGCUCAGGGAGCGUCUCAGCCCGAGCUACAUCCUCGCCGAGCCCGGACCGCCGGUGAUCUGGUACGACCCGCGAACGUGGCGAUGGCGACCCAUCCUCGCCGCGACUCUGAACGGUCUCGGACGGGGUAUCUCCUGGAUCUCUGUCGAGGGCGCCAAGGGCGCCAAGGCUGCUUCGAUCUGGUCGGUGGCCAAGAUCAAGGAGGCGAACGAGCACCGCAAAAUCCGCGCCGCUGAGCGCGCAAAGGAGCAGGCUGCCAAGGAGCACGAGGACAAGGUGAAGCAGGUCGAGGAGGAGAAGAACGACCAGGACGAGCUCCAGGCCCUCCUUCAGCCCAAGCAGGCGGUCAAGGGCGACGUCGCCGAGCCCGUGAAGCAGAGCACGUAA